Molecule: messenger RNA, 1476 nt
Organism: Aureobasidium namibiae CBS 147.97
Lineage: Eukaryota; Fungi; Ascomycota; Dothideomycetes; Dothideales; Saccotheciaceae
Exons: 1
Coding region: 1-1476 (491 amino acids)
Cellular component (GO): U5 snRNP
Molecular function (GO): protein binding
Source: RefSeq, a predicted model, not a curated record
AUGCCUCCUGGACGCGAGACCAUUUCCGCCGGAGCAGGCCGUCCCAAGCGCACUGCCGAAGCGUCUGAACGCUACGUCUCACCCGACUCUAAGAAACCGCGAUUCGAUGCUCGUAACCCUUCGACUCUGGCCCCCGAUGCCCCGGAAGAAGAUGCUAUCUUGGAGCUGGACGAGAUCGGUAGAGGCGGUAUGCAGACGAAGCGCAACGCUGUGAAACUCGACGGCUACGAGAGCGAUAGCAGCGACGACAACUUUGAGGCUAGAGCAGACGAAAAGGCAGAACUCGCAAAGCAGGAAGGAAGGUCCGCCGACACAAAGAGCUCAAAGAACGCCGGAUGGAACAAACGCUCUCAAGAUAAUGGAAAGUCAAAAGAUGAGGAUGAGAUGGACAUGUUUGCCGACGUCGACGAAGGCACUGGCGGCGUAGGAGGCACUGCAGAUGGAGAUGAUGAUGAAGAGUUGAGAGGCGAAGGCAAGAAGGCCAAGAAAGACGUGCGAUUCAUGGACAUCGACGACAUUGAGGGUCAGGUGCACAAGAGCAAGUCCGGCGGCCACGUUCGCGCCGACUUCACCCUCGAUCCAAAGGGCAAGUCACGCGCUGAAGAUGAUGCCAGCGUCGAGAGUAGCAGCGAAAGUGGUAGCGAUUCGGAACGCGACCGCCUGGACGACGAAAACGAAGAUGCGGAGGAACUAGGCGCAGGCAGCAAGAAGAAGCACGCCCCCAAGCUCGAUGCCUUCAACAUGCAACAGGAAGGUGAGGAAGGUCGAUUCGACGAGGCCGGCAACUUCAUCCGCAAGGCCGUCGAUCCAGACUCCGUGCAUGACAGUUGGCUGGAAGGUCUGAACAAGAAGGACAUGAAGAAGGCCAAAGCAGCUCAGGAGAAACGAGACGAGGAACGAAGGAAGCAAACUGCUGCCGACGACGCCUUGCUAACAUCCGAUCUACUCUCUACUCUCAUCACACAUCUCCACAAAGGCGAAUCAGUUCUCGAAGCUCUACAACGUCUCAACGCAGCCGCUCCCAAAUCGAAACAGAAAAAGGUGCCCAAGUGGAAGCAAAAGAAGUUGGCUGCCAAAUCUGAUAUUAUGGACAUGGAUGUGGACGGAGGUGCUCAGGAAGAUACAGCCGAGAAGCGUCGCGUAGCUGCUGUCGAGGCCAUCACCGCCGCUGCAGAUGCCAUAUUCAGCCGCAACAACCCUGAUAUUUACGAUCACGAACGCGAGCUGCUACAACGCCUAUACAAACGCGAUACUGGCGAAGACUGGGUAGAUCCUGUUGCAGACCAGCCGGCAGAUGAGAACGCCAUGUUCGAGUUCCGUUGGGUGGACGCUCGGGACGGUGGACAGACCCAUGGUCCUUAUGAUAAGAACACCAUGCGCGCGUGGCGUGAAGCCGGAUACUUUGGUCAAGAGGCCGAGGUAGAGUUCAGACAGGUCGGUCUGGAUGGCUGGUCAAGAAGCGCAGACUUUGAGUAG